Molecule: messenger RNA, 2615 nt
Organism: Brassica rapa (field mustard)
Lineage: Eukaryota; Viridiplantae; Streptophyta; Magnoliopsida; Brassicales; Brassicaceae
Product: cationic amino acid transporter 1
Biological process (GO): transmembrane transport; amino acid transport
Cellular component (GO): plasma membrane
Molecular function (GO): L-glutamate transmembrane transporter activity; L-lysine transmembrane transporter activity
Source: RefSeq, a predicted model, not a curated record
AAUAUCAACAUAUUUUUCAAAAUAUACACCCGCGCGCCUGCGCGGGUCAAAAUCUAGUUAGUGUUAAAUUUGAUGUUGUGGUUGUAGAAAAGCUUAUAUUUAGUAUUGAAACUACAUUAAAAUAGUUGUUUUGAUACUAAAGUAGUGUUAUGAAUUAGAGAUUGAUAUAUUAUUAUUACCAAGACAAAUCUAGAUCCUUGGUAAGUGGACUGACUUCAAAUUCUAUUGGUCCCUACAGUUGACUUCAAUUAAUACUGUCCAUAUAUUGACAAUUAAUAUGGCUUAAGAGUCGUCGUCAUAGUCACAUCUUAAUAUCUUAUCGUCUGCGUACGUAUACGUAUCUGUUUUUCCUGUCACCACCGUAUGCAUGUAUACUCUAUCGUAUAACACAUGAUCUCUUAUUAUUGCUUAUACCAUCACGCAAUAAUAUAUCUACAAAUAUAUUAGUUAUGGAUGAUAACUUGCUACACAUGAUUUCUUUUCUUUCUGUAUUCUUUGAUAUAUUUUUAUUUUUUCCCCAUUAUUGUUUGUUUUGUUUUUCAGUUUUGAAAUGAAAGGUCAAAGUAUACAGCUACUGGCCAACAAGUGACCAGCUAACAAAACUCAUCGAUUGAUUUUCAGGAAAUGGGAUCGGAACAUGGUGACGAUGGGCUUCGUCGGCGAGGCUGUUCAUGCACAAAAGAUGAUUUUCUCCCGGAGGAAUCGUUCAAAAGCAUGGGGAACUACUUUAAAGCCCUUAAAGAAACACCGAGUCGGUUCAUAGACCGUGUAAUGACUCGGUCUGACGACUCGGCGGAGAUUCACGACAUGAAGGCGCGUAGUGGUAACGAGAUGAAGAAAACGUUGACGUGGUGGGAUCUUAUGUGGUUUGGAGUCGGUGCAGUUAUCGGCUCGGGAAUAUUCGUUCUCACCGGACAGCAAGCAAGGGGUGAGUCCGGUCCAGCCGUUGUGUUGUCCUUCGUUGUAUCAGGUGUCUCCGCCAUGCUCUCCGUGUUUUGUUACACCGAGUUCGCCGUUGAGAUUCCUGUCGCAGGCGGUUCUUUCGCCUACUUGAGAGUGGAGCUCGGCGACUUCAUGGCUUUCAUCGCCGCUGGAAAUAUAAUCCUCGAAUACGUAGUCGGUGGAGCAGCUGUGGCUCGGUCAUGGACCUCUUACUUCGCCACUCUCUUAAACCACAAACCUGAAGACUUCCGCAUAAUAGCUCACAGUCUCAACGAAGACUAUAGCCACUUAGACCCAAUAGCCGUCGGCGUUUGCGCGAUCAUUUGCGUUUUAGCCGUUGUUGGCACAAAAGGCUCAUCAGUCUUCAACUACAUCGCUUCUAUGAUCCAUAUGGUCGUCAUUGCGUUCGUGAUCAUCGCUGGUUUAACUAGAGCUGACCUCAAAAACUAUUCGGACUUCGCUCCCUUUGGAGUUAGAGGAGUGUUUAAAUCCGCCUCGGUUCUUUUCUUUGCGUAUAUUGGAUUCGAUGCCGUGUCAACAAUGGCUGAGGAGACAAAGAACCCUGGGAGAGAUAUCCCCAUUGGUCUUGUCGGCUCAAUGGUGGUUACCACGGUUUGUUAUUGUCUCAUGGCGGUUACGUUGUGUCUCAUGCAACCGUAUAGUCAGAUUGAUCCUGACGCGCCGUUUUCUGUCGCGUUCUCUGCGGUUGGAUGGGAUUGGGCUAAGUACAUUGUUGCGUUUGGUGCUCUUAAAGGUAUGACAACCGUUUUGUUAGUUGGAGCCAUAGGUCAAGCUAGGUACAUGACGCACAUAGCCCGUGCCCACAUGAUGCCACCAUGGCUAGCUCAUGUCAACGCAAAGACAGGAACACCGAUCAACGCGACAGUGGUCAUGCUUGCCGCGACAGCUCUCAUCGCAUUCUUCACAAAACUUGAAAUAUUAGCCGAUCUUUUAUCGGUUUCCACACUUUUCAUCUUCAUGUUCGUCGCGGUGGCUCUUCUUGUGAGGAGAUAUUACGUCACGGGAGAAACAUCUUCACGUGACCGGAACAAGUUCUUGAUGUUCUUAGGUUCGAUUCUUGCAUCCUCGAUCGCCACUGCUGUGUAUUGGGCUAUGGAAAAAGACGGCUGGAUUGUAUAUGCCGUUACGGUUCCUAUUUGGUUCUUGUCUACCGUUGGGAUGAAGAUUCUUGUACCGCAAGCUAGGGCUCCGAAGCUAUGGGGUGUUCCUUUGGUUCCGUGGUUGCCUUCUGCUUCGAUAGCUAUUAAUAUAUUUCUUCUUGGUUCGAUCGAUGAAAAAUCGUUCGUUAGGUUUGGGAUAUGGACUGGUGUUCUUCUUGUCUACUACUUCUUGUUUGGGUUGCACGCAACUUACGAUACGGCGAAGGCGACGCUAAAGGAGAAGUCGGCGUUGAAGAAUGCUGAGGAAGGUAGUGUUGCUGCAGAUAAAUGUGGUCGGGCAGCUUUAUAGAUCAUUAGUUAGCUGGUUUUAAUAAUUGCUACAAAGAUUGUAUUAUGCUAGUUGUUGGAUUCUUUUGGUGUGGGUUUUGAAAGUUCAAGUAAUGCUUCAAAAACAAGAGAAGGGUUAAAGCUUUUGUAUGUGAUUAAACAAGAAAGAGUUCAAGCAUUACGCUUUUAUACAGACUUGGCAAAAAUAACAUGUUCUUAUUAUUA